GCUCGUGCCGCCGUCCCGAGCGCUGCGCAUGUGGGACUGGCUGCUCCAGAGGGGUCCCGAGUAUUUGGCCCAGGGCGUCGUCAACUACGCGGCGCGCUGCCCUGCCAUCCCCGCCUGCCCGCAGGCGACGUGUCCGUCCUGCCCAGGGCUGACCUGCAGGGACUGUGUGGUGCCGGCGUGCCCGGCGUGCCCAGCUUGCCGACCGUUCACGGUGCCGGCAGGGGCUGCCGCCUUCGCCGAGGCGGCUGGCGCUCGCGAGGAGGCCGCGGGCUGCGCCAAGCCUGGGCUGGGCUACCUCGCGUACCUGAUCUUCCUCCUCGGCGUCGUGGUGGGCAGCGUCCUGGCGACUGGAGGGCUUGCCGUUGGCGGGCUGUUGCGCCGGCUGUGCCGCAGGCCCGUGAAGGACGCGAUCAGCCAGCCGCUCUGGCACCAGCGCCGGGUGCACGGGGUGGUGGCACACUCGGGUGGUAAGACCUACGUGGCCGCCACCGCCGACGCCCAUGUCUACCCGGAGGACUGGUCGCCGACCUCGGAGGACGUGCUGGCAGUGCGCUGGCGCAGCGAGUAUCGUGAGCUGCCUGCCGGGGUGGCCAGGGAUCGGGUGUACCGCUUCCGGCGGGAGCCGACGGCCGCGCGGGACGCCGCCUUCCGGCAGGCUGCCGAGGACGAGGCUGAGGCGGAGGGUCGGCGCCUGCUGGCAGCGGCGGGCGGCGCGGCGCCGCCGGCGGGCUUCGUGUGGCUGUUGCCGAUCGACGCCGCGGGCCGGCUAGUGGGCGGUGCCGGCGGGGCUGGGGCCAUCGUGCCUGCAGGCGCCGGCGCUCCGGGCGCUCCACCUGCGCCGGGAGUGGCCGAGCCUGCCGCAGCCGGCGCCGCCGGUGCCCCCGCGGCGGCGGCCGCGCCCCCGCCCCUGCUGGUGGGGCCCCUGCAGGGCGUCGCGCCGGCAGCGCCUGCAGCAGGCGUCGGCACCGCUUGGAGGGCGGCUGAGAGCGGGGGCGGCUUCCGAUUUGGUGACCCUGUCCCUGGCCACGUGCGGAGCGCCCAGGCAAUCGGCUCGAAGGAUUUCCACCUCUUGCCGGACGGGACCGCCCUGUUCGUCGAAGAGGUGACGGCCGCGACUGAGGUCGCCUUCCUCGACAAGGGGGUGUUCGGCGACGCUCGCAUCAUGGCAGUGCGACGCAACCGCCAGGGGCGGCGCGAGCGCACCUGGGCGGAGAUGGUCGCGGCCGUGGUGCAGGAGGAGUUCACCAACGACUGGGACUUGCCCGGGCCAAGGUCCGUGCUGUGGUGCCUGGAGUUCAUCAACCACGAGGGGCUCGGGCUCGACGGGCACCACGAGAGGUUCCGCGUUCUUUGCAAGCUGGAGUUCUCGAGUUGGGGCGUGUCCGAGCAUUGCAAUAUCACGCAGGCCUUGAAGUUCGGCCUGCUUCACGACCAGGUGGACGGCACCAAUCUGAUGAUGGUGGAGUCCAUGUUUCGCCGACUUCAAACGAUCGAGUUCGCGCACUCCGAGCGGGCUCGCGAGCAGGAGGCCAAGGGCUACGGGGGGGAGCUCAGCCUCGAGGAGCAGAUGGCCUUUGCGGGCACCGCCCGCGCAGGCGGCUCCCUGAUGAUCUGCCCCCUUUUGCUGGAUUACGUGCGGGGCGAGGUCGAGCGCGAGGCCUCGCUUGCCAAGAACUUGCGCAAGGCCCGAGAGGAGCGGGAGGCUGCCCGGGCCAAGGAUAAGACCAAGAAGGACGCCGGGCCGGCGCGCUGGAUCGUGUCCGACGCGCCGUGCGCGACCUCGGCCCUCCACCUGCGGGGGCCUCCCCCGCUGAAGCUCUCAGGAAGCUUCGCGUGGCGAGCUGGUGCGACGUGGAUAGUCGAGGCAGCUGGCUCGGACCCCAAGUUUAGGAUCACCGACAAGACGUGCGCUCCAGACCUCAGCCAGCCGUGCCACACGCAGUAUGUGGACAACUACAUUGCGAUCUCGACCAACCGGGACAACUGGCGGAAGAAGGGCGAGAGCAUCCCGGUCCUGGAGGCCCGCGCUACCCUGUGCGGCUACAGCGCGGUGGCGCUGGUGCAGGCGCUGCCGACGGGACUGCUGGCACGCGGAUCCCAGGCGGAUGGGGCCGCUCCGCUGGCGCUGGGCAGGCCGCCGCGCAUGGCGUCGGCGCCGACCUCGAGCCGGCCUACGUCGUCAGCAUGUCUCCGAGUGCCGGCGGUGCGCCAGCAGCGUCUCGUGCGGCGACGGCCGGCCGCCUCAGCUGCCCCCCCGGGCUCGGUUGGGCCCAAGCGCCGCAAGGUGAGCCAGCGAGCCUCGCGGGCUGCGGCUCGGCGGUCCACAGCAGCGCGGCUGCCGGGCAUGACGGUGCUGGAGGCGGCGUCCAUCAAGCCGAGGACGCGGGACCGUUACCAGGAGAUCUUCGCCGACUUCCUGGCGUGGGCGAACGGCCGUCGUCUGACGACCGAGGACCUUGUGGACCAGGCGAUCGCGGAGUGGCUGGACGACCUCUACCUGGGCGGCGAGGACCUGAGUGCGGGGUCCUGGGCGUAUGCGGCGGUGACCUUCUUCACCGGCCUGAACAAAGCGUCGGGCGCGCUGAUGCCUCGGUCGCGCCGCGCCCUCCAGGGCUCUCGCAAGCUCGCACCACCACGAUCUCGAUUGCCGAUGCCCUACAUGGUAGUGGCGAUGGUGGUGAUGGAGCUCCUGGCCCGACAGCGUUACCAGAGUGCGCUCGCCGUCCUUCUCAUCUUCGAGCUGUACCUGAGGCCCGGAGAGGCGUUCCACAUCAGGGCGGUGGACCUCGUCCCGCCCGUGGCCAGGGUCAGCGGAGCGUCCCACUGGUGCGUGACUCUCCAUGCUGCCGAGACCGAGAGGGAGUCCAAGACCGGCGAGUUCGACGAGAGCCUCUCUCUGGAUCUCAGCCGGCAGUCCUUCAUCGGGCCCGCGCUCGACCUGAUGCUGAAGCACCAGCUGGGCGCAGACUGGCGGCGCGCAGAGCAGAGGCACGUCGGCUCCGGCCUGCACCUGGCAGCGCCGCUGUUCACCGUGUCGCUCGACGAGGUGACGAGGGACUUCAAGGGGGCCGUCGAGACGCUGGGGGUGGACACCGCGCUGGGCGCCGCCCACAUGUACAUGCUGCGGCACGGCGGCGCCUCGCACGACUACGCCUCGGGCUGCCGCCGCUUGGAGGACGUGCGCCGGCGCGGGCGCUUGCGUUCGUGGUCCUCGGUCCGGCGCUACGAGAAGGGGGGCAGGUUGGGUCAGGUCGUUCACAAGCUCGGGCCGGUGCUUCAGGCCCACGGCAAACUUUGCGUCGAGCUGCUGAGCGAGCGUGUCUUCGUCGAAGUCUUCUCGGGCAGCGGCCACCUCUCGGAAGCGAUCUCGAGGGUAGGUGUCACCGCCCUGCUGUGGGACAUUAGCCUCGGCGAGACGUACGACCUUAG
This is a messenger RNA of Prorocentrum cordatum, 3429 nucleotides long. NCBI's taxonomy places the organism in Eukaryota, Dinophyceae, Prorocentrales, Prorocentraceae. The record is from the annotation of a GenBank genome assembly.